This is a messenger RNA of Penicillium taxi, 258 nucleotides long. RefSeq lists its product as uncharacterized. The transcript has 2 exons. The record is from RefSeq and is a predicted model, not a curated record. Lineage: Eukaryota; Fungi; Ascomycota; Eurotiomycetes; Eurotiales; Aspergillaceae. The coding region runs from base 1 to 258 and encodes 85 amino acids.
AUGGUCCGCGGCGCUGAAUACGACAACGGAGUCCCUCAGAGCGACAAUGCUAUUGAUGCUGGCACAACUAAGGUCCAUGGCACUGGUGCCACUGAUGCCCCUUUAAGCCGCAAGGUCGCCCCAUUGCCCGAGGAGACUGGCUCUCAACGUGAUGUAUACAGUGGAACAGGGGGCGCUGGAUCUAACAGCGGAAAGGGCGGUCAUGAACCCAAGACACUGGGUGAGAACAAGGGUCGCGGUGCUCAAGGUGUAAACUAA